AUGGCCAAAGCAGGCCCUAAAAUGUCAGCACUGCAAACAACUCCCAUACAGAGACAACUGAGCCCCCAGUGGAGCAGCAUGCGCGCGAAUGGCCACGACGCGCGAGCGCCUCUGUUCACGGAGCAGGCGAACGGAGGAGGCCCCCAGACGCAGAGGCUUUCUUGGACGGAGCUGGAUGGAGAGAGGCUGUCGCAGGAUCCCGACUGGCCCCCAAGCAGCUGCUGGACCGCGUCGUACAUGCGCAUGCACAACCGCUUGCUGCAACAUGCUGCGGCGAUUCAGGCAGAAGGACAGCAAGCGCAGGAGGAUGCACAGGAGCGCACUGGCAUGGAGGCGCCGACCAUUGCCAGCUCCCUGAAGUUGCUGAAGGAGGAGGUUUUCUCGCUGUGCCCUUUGCAUUUCCUGAUCUCCGGCAUCGUCAUCUCCUUCGUGCUCACGAUGCUUAGCUUCCUGGUGCCCGCAGUGCAGGGGCAACUGGUCGAUGUUGCCGUUGAUGCAGCGAGGAAGUAUGCGCAACAAGGGGGGCCGGAGUCGGUGGACAUAGGGGAGGUUCUCUUCGAGCCCAUCGUGCUGCUCUCCGUUCUCAUGUUCAGCAGCUACUUCUGCGAGAUCCUGGUUGGUAUCCUGUUUGCCAUCUGCGGACACACCACGGUGACCCGCCUGCGGAUCAAGCUGUUCAGGAAUCUGACGGAGCAGGAGAUUGCCUUCUACGACUCCCAUGUGAGCGGUGAACUCUCCAGCCGGCUCAUCAACGACUCGCAGGCCCUGUCCUCACUCACGCAGUUCACCACCCAGACAGUGCUGGGUGCUGUCGUCAAAUUCGCGGGCUCCUUGAUAGCCAUGUAUGCAACUCAUCCUCAACUGGCUCUGAUUGCCACGAUCAUCACGCCCAUCAACAUGAUCUUAGUCAGGCGCACUGGAAAGACCGUGGGCCACUAUGGCGUCGUGCAGAAUCAUGCCAUGGCAAAGGCCAAUGCGGUUGCGGUGGAGGUGUUGGGCAGCAUUCGGACAGUGCAGUCGAAUGUUGGAGAGCAGCAGGAGGCAGUGUUCUUCACAGAGCGGCUGAAUCGGUACCUUAGAAUCAUCAAGGCGACUGUGUAUCUGGAGACCGUUCUGCGCUUUACACAGUAUGGGCUUUCGAAGAUACGGAACAUUGUUGUCCUAGCGGUCGCAAUGCACCAGGUUAUCACCGGCUCGCUGACGAUAGGCGGCUAUACAGCCUUUUCCCAGUACGUGAAUUUGUACGAGGACGGUUUCAAGAAUCUGGCCGAUAUUUGGAUCAACUUCAAGCAAACCGUCACCUCAACAGGUAAGUUCAUUCAGCUGCUGCUCAGAAAACCUGAGAUACCCUUCGAGGGCGGAAUUCUGCCUGCGCUGUGUCGUGGCAGCCUGGUUCUGGAGGACGUCUCUUUUGCCUACUCCGGCCGUGCAGACCUCCAGGUGUUGACAAAGGUUCGACUUGAAGCCAAUCCUGGGGAUAUCGUUGCCUUAAUCGGUGAGAGCGGUGCGGGUAAGACAACUCUUGGCCGUCUCCUUUUGCGAUACUAUGAUCCAGGCGCCGGAUCGAUCACGUUGGACGGCUUAGACUACAGGAGCUACAACAUCCGCUGGCUCCGUUCGCAGAUCGGCUUCGUAGAGCAAGAGCCCGUUCUCUUCGACAGGAAGUUGAGCGACAACAUCGCCUACGGAAGUGCCAAAGGUGCACCUAGGGAAGAGAUCGAGGCAGCUGCUCGCCGGGCUAACGCUCACAAGUUCAUCGCGGACCUGCAAAGCGGAUACGAGACCCAUCCCGGAGAGCGCGCGGCUCGAAUAUCUGGUGGGCAAAAGCAGCGUGUCGCCAUCGCGCGAGCAAUCAUCCGAAAUCCCAAGAUGCUCGUCUUGGAUGAGGCGACCAGUGCCUUGGACAGCGAGAAUGAGCACAUUGUACAGCAAGCUCUCGAUGAGCUGAUGAGAGGCAAGACCACCUUCAUCAUUGCGCAUCGCUUGUCCACUGUAGUGCGGUCGACGAGAAUUCUCGUGUUGGACAAGGGCCACGUGGUAGAGCAGGGCACACAUGACGAGCUGGUUUCCAAUGAGCAAUCAAGGUAUGCUAGUUUCAUGAAGCAUCAGAUUGUGAGCCCGCUACUUUCGUGA
Symbiodinium sp. CCMP2456 is the source of this 2133-nucleotide messenger RNA. NCBI's taxonomy places the organism in Eukaryota, Dinophyceae, Suessiales, Symbiodiniaceae. The record is from the annotation of a GenBank genome assembly.